ACAUGCCACAUGCACGACAACCCCACAAAUACACACGCGCGCUUCGGUAUCCUUGAAUUCCAGAGCAGCUAGCAGCAGAAACAAAAGCAGAAACACGGCCAAACUAAAAACCGUCGCCGAAGCCAGCCAGAGAGACGUGCGGUGCAGCUAGCGAGGGACGGAUAUAACCACACUUCUUCUUCUUCUCCGGCCGUCUCCUCCAGUCCUCCUCCUCCUCCCCGGCCCUCGCCUUUCACGUGCCGCUUUCCUUCCCGGGAAACGGAAAUUAGGCCUAUUCUUUACUCCUCCAGCUGUACUGUCCAAAAAAGAAGUGGGGCGUGGUGGUCUUAACCUACGACCUCACCCCUCCCGGCCCCGGGCAAUUAAACAUCCCGCGUCUCGUCUCGUCUCCGAGAAGCAACCGCAGGCAGGCAGGCUGUACGGAAUUUUUGCUGUGAGUUUUGAAAGUUUUCUUUGCUUGAAACAUGGGAGCUGAGCAGCAGGCGGCUUCAGCUAAGGCCGGCGGCAGCAGGUUCGCCGCGACGUGCGGCCUGCUGCGGCAGUUCAUGAAGGAGCAAGGCGCUGCUGCCGCCGCCUCGCCGGCCGUGACCAUAGACUUCAUGCCGGCCGCCGCUGAUGGUUUCGGGGCGGCGCCCCAGGAGAGGAGGACCAUGGAGCUCUUCCCCCAGCAGGCCGGCACACUCAAGGACUCGCAGGACCUAAGGAUGUGGCCUGAGAAGGCGCAGCUGACCAUCUUCUACGGCGGGAGGACGAUGGUGUUCGACGAUUUCCCCGCCGAGAAGGCCAAGGAACUGCUGCAGCUCGCCGGCUCCUUCGAAGCCUCCGACGCCGGCUCCGAGCCCGUCAAUUACCAUAACUCGCAGGCGGAGCCUUUCUUGUCAGAGAUGCCGAUGGCGAGGAAGGCGUCGCUGCAGAGGUUCCUGGAGAAGAGGAAGAGCAGGCUCGCCGCGGCUGACCCGUACUACCCGGGGCCUUAUUUUGCGCCAAAGGAGAACGGGAUUGGUGGCAAGCCAGUGGAAGCAGCUGAUCAUGGCGCGCCGUGGCUCGCUGUCAGCAGCCCCGUGCUCCACCUCAACUGAAGAAUUUGCGUGAUGAAACGUACCGGCCGGGAGAGGAGAAAGAAGAAAUCGCUCCGCGCGCCCUAUUACUGCGUACUUCUCCACGUGCACGCCCGUGGAUUAACUAUUUGUUUGUCAUUGCUAUUCUACGCCCCGUUAAUUAGCUGCUGCUUCGACCAGGGUAACUGGUUAAUCAACUGGGCUAUCUAUGCACUUUGUGAUGAUCGAUCAUUGGUUAAGUACGUAGUUUGUCCAUCGUCUGUUUAAGAAUUCUUUGGCCACCGAAUAAAGGAAUUCUUUUUUCGUGCUGUUGAGUUUGUUUAUAUGUGUGCCCGGUGUAUAAAUGGGGGAAAGUACCCUUCACACUGUUUGUGUUUUUGUACAAGUAUCAUGUAAUGUAUGCGCCGUGUUUAUUUUAUUU
Brachypodium distachyon (stiff brome) is the source of this 1479-nucleotide messenger RNA. Its product is annotated as protein TIFY 11c. The record is from RefSeq and is a predicted model, not a curated record. The transcript is spliced from 3 exons. Bases 465 to 1079 code for a protein of 204 amino acids. Gene Ontology annotation, biological process: regulation of jasmonic acid mediated signaling pathway; response to wounding; regulation of defense response. Gene Ontology annotation, cellular component: nucleus. Lineage: Eukaryota; Viridiplantae; Streptophyta; Magnoliopsida; Poales; Poaceae.